AACCAGAAAGAAGCGAACUUGGAAAUUCAGGAAGAAAACACUCGUUUCCAGCGAAAUGCGCGUGAAGUUUUGGUAUUGAGACAUGUCCCAGGGUGCAGCGAUCUUAGAUCGUAAAGUGUGGCUGAGAAAAAUGCCGAUCGGGAGGAUUUUCGGGGCGCAAACCACCUCCGCGUGGACCAAGGUCGAAAUCGGAGUGUGCAGCCUUGACUUCGUCUUUUGACAUGGAUAACAGUGAUGGUAAAGCAAGCUUAAAAAGGCAGAAAUCGCCAGAAACUACGAAGGAUACACAGGGCAUGAAAAAUACCAACCGACUUUUUCAAACGAGGUAGCUUGAUAUUCUGACAUGUCCAAUCCGUUGAUCAAGGCUGUUGUGACUACUCUUAUUCAAGUGGUGCUAAUCUUCGAUCAUCACAACGUUCAAGCAGAAUUUAGUGACACUUGCGACAACUCCACCAGUUCACUCUCAUGCAUUCAUACAUAUGAGCAGCUUUAUCACAAUUUAACAAAGUCAGAUAACAGUUUUAACAUUGAGUCUGCCUUAUUUCCAGCCAAGAAACCCUCUUCUGUUCGUGUGUUUGUGAAUUUACAUGGUCCCAACAAAACAGGUUCACCCAUUGCAAGGUACACUUGGAGCGUAUCUUGUCUGUAUGUUGCUAUUCCUGAUGUCUUCCUGGAAAUUGUGUCACUCGGAUCAAUCCUUGUCAGACAUCGGACAAAAGAAUUGAACUUAACAAUUCCACAUUUCUGUUGCAAUGUGUCGAAAACAGAGGAUGAAAGAAAGAAGACGAUAAACGAUAUGAUUGAAAAUGUCCUCGCUGCGCUUCAAGAUCUGGCCUCUUCACCAGGAAUAAGGAAUCCAGAACUAAACAAUGCAGAGUGUGUUAUCGAGGGCCAUGGUACAGAUAUGCAAGCUACAGGAAGAAAUGUCGAAAUCAGAAUAAUGAUAUGGAGUUCUUUCUGCUCCACCUGUGCAGCUUUCGGUCCACUCUAUGACAUGGUAGUGGCAUAUAUGGCGUAUUUGAAGGUAGUAAAUAGCCCUGAAUAUAAGGCUAUGCUAUGUUUAAGUGUUUUGGUGGGAGUAUCUGGUUCAUUUAUCUGGUUGAUACUUUUAUCUGUUGUAAUUUAUUUCUCUGUGAGAGACGGACUACUUUUCUACCUGGAUAUCUUACUUGUUUUGAUUCCCGUUUUGUAUUUUAUUACUCCCCUCUCCAAAAGAGUGAGGGACAUCUGGAAUAAUUUUAGGAGCUCUGAUCCAGGUCAGAUAAACAGCGGCUUUAUGUGGUUUCAGAAACUACUUGCCCCUUUAAGUGUUAUUUAUACCUGUUUCUUCUCCUGUUGGAUGCUCAUCGGCAUAGUGCUUAACCCAAUUUGGGGUUUGACAAUUGCACUAGCAGUAUGUCUUGUUAUUUCUUCUUUCAAUUAUAUAGUCGGCGGCUACGAAGUCAGUAGACAAAGGGAACGUGAUAAAAGCAUGCAUCGAUCUCUUCUUAUAAAAUGGGUACUUAUUUUUGUGGCUCUCAUAUUUUUAACAAAUGUUGUGAUUCUUGCCGGACAAUCGUUUAAUGGCAGAGAAACCGCAGAUGGAAUAUUCAAAACCACACUGUUUACCGCUCUUGUUUUUUUUACCUCGUGGUUCUCAUGGAAGAGGCUUUUCAGCCAAAGAUCAGAGAGUAGGGAAGAAGCCCAAAUGACAAAUCUACGUGACAUUCUUCAAGCUCUUCGUCAAAGACGAAGUCAAGAUGCUGAACCGGGGCUUGAACCCCAGCUUUUAUUCAGUCAUAUCAAUGAGUCACCCAGUGAUCAUGAUCCCACAUGGAUUUGGCGAGAAACCACUGUGUAA
Molecule: messenger RNA, 1840 nt
Organism: Pocillopora verrucosa
Lineage: Eukaryota; Metazoa; Cnidaria; Anthozoa; Scleractinia; Pocilloporidae
Source: RefSeq, a predicted model, not a curated record